Piliocolobus tephrosceles (Ugandan red Colobus) is the source of this 398-nucleotide messenger RNA. RefSeq names its product chloride channel protein ClC-Kb-like. The record is from RefSeq and is a predicted model, not a curated record. The annotation marks the transcript as partial. NCBI's taxonomy places the organism in Eukaryota, Metazoa, Chordata, Mammalia, Primates, Cercopithecidae. Gene Ontology annotation, molecular function: voltage-gated chloride channel activity. Gene Ontology annotation, biological process: transmembrane transport; chloride transport. The transcript has 3 exons. Gene Ontology annotation, cellular component: plasma membrane.
GUGGCCUGGAGUGGCUGAAGCAGCAGCUGUUCCGCCUGGGCGAGGACUGGUACUUCCUGAUGGUCCUCGGGGUGCUCAUGGCCCUGGUCAGCUAUGCCAUCGACUUGGCUGUCGGGAGUGUUGUCCAAGCGCAUGAGUGGCUGUACCAGGAGAUUGGGGACAGUCACCUGCUCCGUUAUCUCUCCUGGACUGUGUACCCUGUGGCCCUCGUCUCUUUCUCUACGGGCUUCUCCCAGAGCAUCACGCCCUCCUCUGGAGGUUCUGGAAUCCCAGAGGUGAAGACCAUCUUGUCGGGUGUGAUCUUGGAGGACUACCUGGAUAUCAAGAACUUUGGGGCCAAGGUGGUGGGCGUGUGUUGCACCCUGGCCUGUGGCAGCACCCUCUUCCUGGGCAAAGUG